AUGACUUCGAUAGGUCGCAUCGCGUGUAUCGUCUUUCCAUAUGCCGUCACGGUCGGUGCUUUGAUAUCACUCAUCUUUGUCGGCAUCGGCAGCACGAAUUCAAACUCAUCAACCAAAACCGAUUUAUAUUUCUUCAGAGCCGACCUGAGCAACCUAACCAGCGCAGGAGGCAGCUCCCUCGCCAACGAAGCUGCAAGCGCACUCGGCGACCUCACAAACUUCGGCAGCUCCUGCUUCGAAGCCGCUCUCGCCGAAGCUCUCGCCAAAAACCACAUUCGGGACUUCUACGACAUCGGUCUUUGGGGAUACUGUGCUGGGAACAAGACCAGUUCCGGAAAAUUCGAAGCCGAGUUUGCAUUUGAUCCUGUCAGUGUUUGGGGGUUGAAUAAUACCGGUAGCUCCAAGGAUGUUGAGGAUAUCUUGCCCAGUAAUCUUCAUAAAGCCCUAAAUACCUAUAAAGCGGUCUCGAAAUGGAUUUUUAUCGCUUAUAUUAUCGCUUUUGGCGUUACUGCGCUCGAGUUGAUUGUGGGCCUUUUCGCUAUCUGCAGUCGAUUGGGUAGUUUGGUGACCAGCAUUAUAUCCGGAGUCGCAUUUUUCUUCACUGCUGCCGCCUCGAUUACUGCUACCGCCAUGUUUGCCGUUUUCACAGGAACUUUCAACACUGCCUUGAAACAGUACGGUAUGCACGGAUCAAUGGGACAUAACAUCUACGUCGCUACAUGGAUUGCCACCGCGUUCGCAUUCUGUGGGACAUUGUUCUGGCUGUUUAGCUCUUGUUGCUGCGCCGCGCGUUCGCCGUACCAUGGUGGACGGGCUGGUCGAAGCCGCGUCAUGGCUGAGAAGGCUCCUUAUACAUACGAGCGUGUUAGCAGUCCGUACGGUGGUGCACCUGCUGGUCCUGCUGCGCCUUACUCGGGUCAGCACAAUGUUCCUAUGCAGACAUUCCGUCAAGAUGCGUAUGAGCCGUUCCGUCAUGUUUAGACUGGUCGAUAUUUCAGGUCGAUAUCUUAUGACUUAACGAAGGGGGAGUCGUCUAUGACUUAUGCGGUUUCGGGGAUGAUGUUUAUUACUUAUCUACGAUUGAUAAGUUCGAUACCCAAUGAUUUGUUUACAAG
This is a messenger RNA of Talaromyces stipitatus ATCC 10500, 1115 nucleotides long. RefSeq lists its product as uncharacterized. Gene Ontology annotation, biological process: fungal-type cell wall organization. The record is from RefSeq and is a predicted model, not a curated record. Gene Ontology annotation, cellular component: plasma membrane; cell cortex of cell tip. Bases 1 to 981 code for a protein of 326 amino acids. Lineage: Eukaryota; Fungi; Ascomycota; Eurotiomycetes; Eurotiales; Trichocomaceae. The transcript has 3 exons.